This is a messenger RNA of Moneuplotes crassus, 369 nucleotides long. NCBI's taxonomy places the organism in Eukaryota, Ciliophora, Spirotrichea, Euplotida, Euplotidae. The record is from the annotation of a GenBank genome assembly.
UCCCAGAACCCAACUUGCCCACCAGCAAAACCUGAUCUGUAAGUUAACUUACGCCUAAAAUAACUGAGGCUAUCUAGCCACAUUACUGGCCUAUUUAUUCUGUCUGUAGCCACUUGGGCAUUUCCUUUAGGAAUUUGGUAAAGAGAUGAUGUCAAAUUCGUACUGUCUGCAAAAAUACCUCUGCUUGAGGAUCCUUCGGGUCCUUGGGAUUGGUCCAUUUCGCUUGGAUCAAAGUAUUUCAUUGAUGACUAUUCUUACGGCCUGAUCUUUACUGAGUGCGAUAGUUUGGUUCAUGGUUUUGGGAUUUGUGGACUGGAGAUAAACCAAAGUUUGAUAUUUGUGUUGAGAAAUCUUUUAAUGAGUGAUUUA